GCUGCUCAGCUUCCUCUUCGCUUCCUGCGCGGGUGCAGGCGCUUCAGACUCGCAAUCAUCGGAGUCUAUUUCUGUCUUUCUGUUUCUUUUCAGUGCUCAUGUCAAAAUCCUAAAUUAUUCUCGGAUACGUUAGGAUAAUUCUGCAUGUAUCUGUAGAACUGAGCUGCUUCGUUGUAAUUUUUAAACGGUUUUUUUUAAAACGGAAAGACCCGGAUGACGCGAGACCCGGUUUAGCUCAAUUGGCCACAAAAAAACAUCCGCUUUCUCCCCCUAAAAUCCUACAUUAACGAUUUAUUUUUUCAUUUUAUUUGCUCUCGGCUGGUGAGUAUGGAUGAGAAGGUGUUUACAAAAGAACUGGAUCAAUGGAUCGAGCAGCUGAACGAGUGCAAACAGCUGUCGGAGAACCAGGUUAAAUUUUUAUGCGAGAAAGCUAAAGAGAUUUUAUCGAAGGAGUCCAAUGUUCAGGAGGUACGUUGUCCGGUCACGGUGUGUGGAGAUGUCCACGGGCAAUUCCACGACCUCAUGGAGCUUUUUAAGAUCGGCGGGAAAUCACCAGACACCAACUAUCUCUUCAUGGGCGACUAUGUGGACCGAGGCUAUUACUCUGUAGAGACUGUCACACUUCUAGUGUGUUUAAAGGUUCGAUAUAGAGAGCGAAUCACCAUCCUCAGAGGGAACCACGAAAGCAGACAGAUCACACAGGUUUACGGCUUCUACGACGAGUGUCUGAGAAAAUACGGCAAUGCAAACGUUUGGAAAUAUUUCACCGACCUUUUUGACUACCUUCCCCUCACUGCCCUGGUGGACACACAGAUUUUCUGUCUCCAUGGAGGACUGUCUCCGUCCAUCGAUACGCUGGAUCACAUUCGAACUCUGGACCGCAUCCAGGAAGUCCCACAUGAGGGUCCCAUGUGCGACCUGUUGUGGUCAGACCCCGAUGACCGCGGUGGCUGGGGGAUUUCACCCAGAGGAGCCGGCUACACGUUCGGCCAGGACAUCUCAGAAACCUUCAAUCACGCCAACUCCCUGACCCUGGUGUCCAGAGCUCACCAGUUAGUCAUGGAGGGAUACAACUGGUGUCACGAGCGGAACGUCGUCACGAUCUUCAGUGCUCCGAAUUACUGUUACCGCUGCGGCAAUCAGGCGGCCAUCAUGGAGCUCGACGACACGCUCAAGUAUUCAUUUUUGCAGUUCGACCCGGCGCCUAGAAGAGGAGAACCGCACGUCACCCGCCGGACCCCCGACUACUUCCUGUAACGUCUCUGUGCCUGAUGAAGUGUUCCUCAGCAUUAUCCUGAUCGCAGACUGAACUGUCAUCACAAAAUCAGCUCCUCUCAUUUCUCCAAAUAUUAUUGCAUCUCUGAAUACCUGAAUUUGUCCAUGGACCAAAAUGUGUGCCAUCAGCAUAAUGUAGGGGAAAAGAAAAGAGAAACACACACACACACACACAUACACAACUUUUAGCCAUUUUACAUCUACAGUGAUUCAAUAAAGCUUUGGUUUCCUUGAUAUGAGCGAACUUCAUGCAGAUUAAAUAUCCUACCAGUGUUCUUUUGAAAUGUGAUUUAUUCUUUAGAUCAUGAUGUAGGAGCUUUUGGCUGGACAUUGUGGUGAAUAAAAAAAAAAAAAAAAAAAAAAA
Messenger RNA from Pangasianodon hypophthalmus (striped catfish), 1639 nucleotides. RefSeq names its product protein phosphatase 2 catalytic subunit alpha a (gene ppp2caa). Gene Ontology annotation, molecular function: protein serine/threonine phosphatase activity. The transcript has 7 exons. Gene Ontology annotation, biological process: mitotic cell cycle; peptidyl-serine dephosphorylation. Lineage: Eukaryota; Metazoa; Chordata; Actinopteri; Siluriformes; Pangasiidae. The coding region runs from base 328 to 1257 and encodes 309 amino acids. The record is from RefSeq and is a predicted model, not a curated record. Gene Ontology annotation, cellular component: cytosol.